UACUAAUGCCUUAUUAUCAUGUUAAGUAAUUACACUUAGUUCUUACACAGUAUGUUUUUAUGAGAUUCCCUGCCCCUCUGAUUUUGUACUCCACUGUGACAAAGGAGCCAGAUGAAUGUAUAGUGAAUACAACUUACUUCCUAUCUCACUCUGUACUUUUCUCACAAUUAUUUUUCUCCAGAGGUAAAGGAAUGGUUUAGUGAUCAACCCAAGGAACGCUGAGCCAAGGUAACUGAUAUAAAUAGGUAGCACCAAGACAGCAGGCUGCUGAGACCUUCAAAUUCACAGUAACAAAAUGAUGCUGCGUUGCCUACAUGUAAAACGCUCCUGUUACUCCCAGCUAGAAGAGAGAACUGUUUCCUCCCUCCUCCUCCUUGGGAGGAUGAAAACAGAUCAGAACCUCAAACCAAUCCUUGCUCUGGCAGGAACUCAAAAGGUAGACUUGGGAGGGGUUGGAGGAAGAUAUAAAGGCUGGUAGCUGGAGACACAGAGCAACACUGAACCGGAGAGACUCAAGGGGAGGAGGAAUCAGAGACACCACAACACAAAGAUGAACCCAAAACUUCUUUUCUGCCCUGUAUUCCUCCUGCUGCUUGUUGUCAGUCAGAACCAAGCAAGGGCCAGGUCCAUUUCCAGCCUACAGAGUCUUUCCAAAUUAUUAAAUGAGGAUCUGGAGAAUCCACUGGUUUCAGAAGUGAUGGACCAGGAGCUAGAUGACAUGAUUCCAACAGGUGUCUUUGAUCAACAAGAGUCUGAGUUCCAGUGGACUCGAAACACCAGGGACCAGCCAGAGGGCACGUCCACUGGUGACAAUGCUGUCCAGAGAUUCUUCAGUGACCUCAUGGUUUUACCCCGGAGGUAUCGAGGCAGAAGCAAAAAGGGCCUAUCCAGGGGCUGUUUUGGUGUCAAGCUGGACAGAAUUGGGUCACUGAGUGGACUGGGAUGCUAACUGCUUACUAUGGACUGACUUUGAGGGCUCAAAGGACCUGUUGCCUCUCAGUAAGAAGCUCAACUCUUACUCACAUUGGCUCCACCAAUCCAUCUAUAGAUGAUGCACAGAACAAUUUGCCCUCCAACCCUCCCCAGAAUUACUUGGCCAACAGAAUACACCAUUGCUAUAUUGCUCAUUUGUAUCAGAGUGAUAAUUUGUGAGCAUCUGUCUGAAAUGUAAUAAUGAAGA
Molecule: messenger RNA, 1180 nt
Organism: Struthio camelus australis
Lineage: Eukaryota; Metazoa; Chordata; Aves; Struthioniformes; Struthionidae
Product: C-type natriuretic peptide 1
Biological process (GO): cGMP biosynthetic process; receptor guanylyl cyclase signaling pathway
Cellular component (GO): extracellular region
Molecular function (GO): hormone activity
Source: RefSeq, a predicted model, not a curated record